Messenger RNA from Clonostachys rhizophaga, 297 nucleotides. The record is from the annotation of a GenBank genome assembly. Lineage: Eukaryota; Fungi; Ascomycota; Sordariomycetes; Hypocreales; Bionectriaceae.
AUGCUAGGGCUAGCUGUGGAAAAUUCCCACACACGAUUUCGUUCUCAUCAGUUACCAACUUGGAUUCUUGAGUAUCUCAGACAACAUCCAACCGACACCAUGGCCAAGUCAAAGAACAGCUCGCAGCACAACCAGCAGCGCAAGGCUCACCGUAAUGGUAUCACGAAGCCCAAGACCUCGAGAUACCCUUCGCUCAAGGGUGUUGACCCCAAGUUCCGUCGCAACCACCGACAUGCUCUUCACGGCAACGCCAAGGCCUUGAAGGAGGCCAAGGAAGGCAAGCGCGAAAAUGUUUGA